This is a messenger RNA of Myripristis murdjan (pinecone soldierfish), 6688 nucleotides long. It is a transcript of the gene evpla, whose product is annotated as envoplakin a. The transcript has 22 exons. The record is from RefSeq and is a predicted model, not a curated record. Gene Ontology annotation, biological process: intermediate filament cytoskeleton organization; wound healing. Gene Ontology annotation, cellular component: intermediate filament; membrane; cytoskeleton. Gene Ontology annotation, molecular function: cadherin binding; structural molecule activity. The coding region runs from base 191 to 6193 and encodes 2000 amino acids. NCBI's taxonomy places the organism in Eukaryota, Metazoa, Chordata, Actinopteri, Holocentriformes, Holocentridae.
CACACAUGCAUCGAAGACAAGAGGUGUGGAGUGUAUGUGUGUCUGGGUGUGUUUAGAGAAACCAAAGAGAUAGGGAAGGCAGAGUGGGAGCCAGAGGGUGAGGAAGACACAGACGAAGAAGGACUAAGGGAGAGAGAGAGAGUUUUUUUUUUUUUCGGACCUAAGCUCGACCCCCCCCACGACCCCCAGGAUGUUUAAGAGAAAAGACACCAGUAAGGAGAAUACGGUGAAGGUCUCCAGCAAGAAAAUCAGCAAGGCACAGGCCAGCGACCUUGCCAUGCUGAUUGCUCGGAUGCAACAGAAUGCUGACAAGGUGGAGCAAGACAUCCUUUACGCUGAAGACCUGCUGGCUGUGGAUGCCGAGAAUGACAAGAAAGACCUGCCCUUCAAGCACCAAAAUGAGAUCGCAGUCAAGCUGGGCGAGGCGGAGGGCCUGCUGAAGGACCUCUUCCUGGAUGUGGACAAAGCCAAGAAGCUCAAACACCCGCAGGGCACGGAGAUAGAGAGCGACGUCAGCCUCCUCCACGACCGCUGGCUUAAGGACUGUGGCUUCUACCGGGACAUCUACGAGCAGGUCGAGGACGUGUCACGGGUUCCCAGAAUCGACUGGGCUACCGUUCUCAACCAGAAGCAGAAAGAGGUGAACACUGAGGCGUACGGCCCCAGCCUGGCAGAUCUGGAGAAGCAGAUCGCGGCCCACAACAUCGCCCACAAGGAGAUCGAGGCCUACAGCUCCCAGCUCAACGUCAGCUCUGCUGGCAGCAAGGAAAACUACUCAACCAUCAAGAAACAAUACAACAACUUGCGGGACAACUCCAAGUGGCGCCACCACUACCUGAGCAGCCUGUACAACUACAUGCAGGGCUGCCACAAGGAGCUGGGCUUCCUGGGAGAAGAGCAGGAGAAGAUCAAGAAGCAGGACUGGAGUGACCAUAUCAUCGACCCGCCUGACGUCCGCAGGCAGUAUGAGAACUUCAAGAACAACAGCUUGCUGUCCCACGAGAGCGAGGUGAACAAACUCCAGGAUGACGCAGACCGACUCAUAGAGCUGAAGCACCCCGCCAGUGCCACAAUACAGGCUCAGAGAGAUGAUGUGCGGAACAACUGGCAGAAAUUCCUCAAUCUCUGCAUUUGCCAGGAGACACAUCUGGAUAAUGUGGAGGAUUUCAAAAAGUACCAAAUGGACACUGAGGAUCUGUCAGAGACUCUGACCAAACUCAACAACAGUUUGGACCCCAAGAGCGUCGACAAGAAGAGCAACUCUGAGACGCUGCUGCAACUCGAGGCGGAGGAGAAGGCCGUGCAGCAGAGUGAGCAGCAGCUGGCCGACCUGAGGAGGCGCAGCACCAACAUCGCUCCUCUGAGGCUGCGUCGCAUCGCUCCCAGCAGGCCGAUCACCGUGGAGUCGCUCUGUGACUGGGACACAGACAAGGCUUCUCUGUCAAAAGGGGACAGGUUCACCCUGAAAUCUAACUCAGACAACGAGAACUGGGAAGUGAUUUCCAGUGAUGGCUCAACCAAGACCUUUCCAGGGGUUUGCUUCCAGAUCCCUCCACCUGACCCAGAGGCCAUUGACAAAGUGGACCUUCUGGGUGGUGAACUGGCAGACAUCAAGAAGAGAAGAGCCGCUCUGGCAGCAUCCCUGAAGAAUAAUAACACAGCCGUCUCCAGGUCCCAACAAGCAGCCCCGGUGUCUUCUGCCCCGACGAAUCCCAAAGCGGCAGCCCUGGCUGAGCAGCUGGACAAGCUGGACAGCGACUUGGCCCAGACUGAGGAGGACAUCCUGAGCCGCCUGAGAGCCCCGCUGAACCGCAGUGACCCGGCCGGAGAUCUGGCCAACAGGCUGAAGGAACAGGAGAAAGCAGCUGAGGCACUGAAGGCCCUCGAGCAGCAGAAGGCCGCGGCCCAGGCUGACUUGCAGCCGCUGCUGUCUAACGACCCUAGUACCUCCUCCGCCCUGCCACUCAAACUCAGCGCUGCCAACAACAAGCAAGAAGGCAUCGCUGCACUUGCUGACCUCUACACCAAAAAAGCCAACGCAUCUCUCAACCUGGAGGGUCAGAUUAACAAGGUGGACGGCAUCGUCUCUGGCUUUGAGGACAAGCUGAGUCAAGACAAUUCAAUCCCUGAUGCUCCAGAUGCCAUCCAGACCCGGGCUCAAGAAAUUCAGAGCCUGCGUAAGGAUGUGGCCGGGGCCCAGGAUGACAUGAAGAAGCUGGGCCAGGACCUGGAGAACACACAGCAGCUGUGUAGCUCUCUCCAGCAGGGCUACCAGGAGUACUGUCCCGACAUCCAGCGCCAGGAGAGCCAGGUCAAGCAGCUGCAGAACCGCUACGCAAACGUCACCAACCAGCUGAAGGAGAGAGAAAACAUUCUGCAAGAAGCUGCGACUAAAAACCAGGAGUUCCAGAGCACAAGCAAAUCCCUGAACGCCUUCCUGGACAAUCUGCCUAAAAAUCAGAUCAACCCCAGUGAUGACCUAUCUCAGCUCAGCGCCAAGCAGAGCUCCCAAGAGAGGGUGAUGGAUGACCUGAGGAGGAAGGGAGAUGACAUGGACAGAGUGGUGGACCUGUCUCAAGACUUGCAGAAUUUGCUCAGUGAGUAUGAUGCUAAUGUUAACAAAUACAACAGCACCCUCGAUGACUCUGGGGCCACGGUUGCAAAGAAGCCAAACAUUCCCACACUUGCUGAUGCUAUUCAGAAGCAGGAAAAAUCUCUGGUAAACCGAUAUGCUGAAACAUCAGCUGAAAACAACCAGCGCCUCAAUCAGAUGGGCUUGGCUAAGAAUCUGAAAGCUCAAAAUGAAGAGAAAAUUCACCUGGUGGCACAGCAACAAGUGCAGCUUGAAAGCCAACAAAGGAGUAUGUCAGAGAUAAACGGUCUGAAGAAAGAGCUGGAAGAGGAGCAGGAGAGAAGGGCUCAUGCGGAGACAGACUUGAGAACUUUCAAGGACAGGUUUAUGUCGCUGAAAGGUCGUAGAGGAGUAGAGCGUGUUGAGGAAAAAGAAGUGCUGCAGUACUACCGCGACCCUAAAUUAGAAACUGAUUUGGCGGAUUUUCAGAACAAAAUGCAUGAAGAGUCCUUGAGGCGCAGCACCACACAGAGUGAGAUCGAAGUACUCAACAACAAAAUCACUGCCUUAGAGGACACCCUGAAAAACACACCACCCAAACUAGUGACCAGAGAGGUGACAGAGUUUGAGAGAGAUCCUCAGCUAGAUGUAGAGGCAGCAAAGUUGAGAGAUGAAAUAGCAAAGAUGAAAGAUGAAGUUCGAGUGAGAGAUGGGGAGACAAUUACGAUGAAGACAGAAGUCUCAAUCCUCCAGCAGAAGAAACCCCCCAUCAAAGAGAAGGUGGUUAAGAAGGAGGUGGUAAAAGUGGAGAAAGAUCCGGUGAUGCUGAAUGCAGUGCAGACAUUUGAGAGAGAAAUUGAAGAUGAGGCUAGUCAGAGCAAGCUCAUCAAUGAUGAAAUCUUCCAGACCAGGAGCCAGAUUAAUAUGCUGGAGAGAAUCAUUCCAAAUAUCGCACCUAAGGUCAUCACCAAGGAAGUGAAAAAGAUUGAACAAGACCCUGACCUCAUCAAUGAAUCUAAGAAGAUUCGAUCAAGCCUUGAGGAUGAGAGGAUUGAAACCAACACCUUGACCAGAGAGGUUUCAGACCUGCAGAGUCGCUAUCGUGAAGUGCAAGAGAGGAAACCAAGAACGGAGGUAAAGGAAAUAGUUAAUGAGAUCUACCGGAUAGACCCAAACACAGAAGUGGAUAUAAUGCGUCUAAAGAAAGACAUACAAGACUCCCACAAGCAGCACUCUGAUCUGGAGCAUGACAUCACUCUAGUCUCAUCUGAUCUGAAUGUGCUCCGUUCUGAGAAACCCCGCGUGGAGAUGAAGGAAGUCCUUCAAGAGAUAGUGAGGGAGGAGAGGAGUCCUGAAAAUGAGAGAGAGAUUCAGAGGCUAAAUGAUCAGGUGAACAAUCUCAGCAGCGUUUAUAACUCCAAACAAGAUCAGGUAAUAGCACUAAAGAGAGAGAGAGACGAAUGGAAGGCUGAAAGGUCCAAGGUAGAGACCAAGCUUGUCACCAGAGAGGUCAUCAAAUAUGAAAAUGAUCCACUCCUGGAGAAAGAAGCUGAUCGCUUGAGAAGAGAGGUGCGGGACGAGGCACAGCUGCGACGCACCACUGAAGAGAUGGUAUUUGACUUGCAGAACAAAUACAUCCUUUUGGAGAGACAGAAACCUGAGGAGAAGGUGGUUGUGCAGGAGGUGCUGCGUUUACAGAAGGACCCCAGACAGGCAGUUGAGCACGACAGGCUUGGCAGACACCUUGAUGAUGAAGUGAAGUCCCGCCGUCAGAUAGAGCUGGAGCUGCAGCAGCUAAGGACCAAGUUGGAGGACAAAGAGAAGAUCCUCAGAGAGAGUGAUGAGCACCAAAAGAGAAUUCAAGUAGAGUCUGAACUCAGAGAGAUCAGACUACGCAUUAAACAGCUGGAAAAUGCUCCACCUCCUGUUGAGGAGAGUAUUGUUGUGGAGGAGGUGCUGAAGAUUGAGAGAGACCAAAAACUGGACAGGAUGACAAAUGGUCUUCGGACAGACUUGGACAAAGAAACCAACAACAUCCUCCGUAUUGAAAGAGAAAUCCAGAGUGUGAGACUCAACAUUGACAUCCUACAGCAAGAGAAAUCUGCUGUGAGGGAAGUGUACAAGGAGGUUAUCCGUGUUGAGAAAGAUCAGGCUGUGGAAGCAGAGAGGGAUCGCCUGAGGGAACAGGUAACCCAGGAGAAAUUUGCCAGGCAGGAUCAGGAGGAUGAAUUAAAACGCAUCUCUGACAAUAUUAAUUCUCUGAUGACCACCAAGUCCAGCACUUCAAGAGAGGAGACCAGCCUCAUUUUGAAUAGAGAUGCCUUACAGAGGGAGAGAGACAACCUCACUCGUGAACUCAGAUCCCUUGAAGCUGACAAACAUGAUGUCAGCCUUUCAUUCCACCAGCAGAGCAGGCUGAUGAGUGAGAGAACGCAGAUGAGCAGACAGAAGAGCAUUAAGAUGGAAUCUGAUGUCCAGCGUCUGGAGAAGGAGAUCCUGGAUGAAAAAGACAAGAUUAACUCGAAAAACAGCACCAUCCGGGAGCUUGAGCAGGAUUUACAGAAAGAGGCACAGGCAGAGACUAGGACCAAAGAAACCAAUGUCUCUACUAGAAUCACCAUUUUGGAUCCAGAUACGGGCAAGGAUAUGUCUCCUUAUGAUGCAUACCUGCAGGGAAUCAUUGACCGCAAACAAUACAUUCAUCUGCAGGAGUUGGAGUGUGACUGGGAGGAGAUAACGUCCAUGGGACCUGACGGUGAGACAACAGUCCUUCAAGACCGCAAGAGUGGCAAGCAGUAUUCCAUCAAAAAUGCUCUGAGGGAUGGCAAGCUGACGCAGCGUGAGCUGCAGCAGUACAAAGAUGGAAAAAUGCCCAUCUCAGAGUUUGCCCUGCUUGUUGCAGGUGACAUUAAGAAACAGCCACUAUUUAAUUCAGUCACCCCAAAGCCCACCACAUCUCUGAAAUCACCCCCCUCUCAAAAGUCCACUGGCGUUUAUCCGAUCGCUGGAAUAAUGGACACACACACUGACACUUGCUUUACAAUACGCAGUGCCGCCACACGUAAACUGAUUGACACCACCACUGCCCAACGGCUUCUAGAGGCUCAGGCAGCAACAGGAGGCAUCAUUGAUACCAAAACUGCACAGAGAUACUCAGUCCACAAGGCAGCAGAUAGAGGCCUCAUUGAGGCCAGUCAACUGCAGAGGCUGCUCAAUGCGCAGAAGGCCUUCACUGGUGUUGAGGAUCCCGUCACCAGGGAGCUUUUGUCAGUGGGAGAGGCUGUUCAGAAAGGCUGGAUGCCCAAGGAAACUGCCAUUCGCUACAUGGAAGCACAGCACCUGACAGGAGGGCUGAUCAACCCCAAAACCGGCAGCCGAAUAGACGUCAUUGAAGCCAUCGGGGUAAAAAUGAUUGAUAGCACAAUGCUGAGAGAGCUGCAGGCUGACACAAACUAUGCCAAGGAAAUUGUAGACCCACUCACAAAGGAGAGGAUCAACUACAAACAGGCUAUGGAGCGUACCAAGAAAGACCCAGAGUCAGGCUUACCGAUGCUGCCUGCCUCCUCAAAGGAUUCUGGCUACGUUCCUUCAUACACUUCUCAUAGAUACUCAAGAUACUAGACAUGUUUACAGCAUACUUAAAAGAGUAUUUUGGUCUCUGGGGUGAUUAAUGAGAUACCAGCUUAUACUAGUAGUUGUAGAAUUGAUAAGAUACAUUGUGCGCACCUCAUGAAAUAAAUUCAAUAUAUUAAAUAUAAUGUACAUUUUUGACUCAGGAAAAGUCUGACUCUACUGCAAAGCUUACUGUUUAGCCAAAAUAAUUGCUGCUGAGUUGCUUUUGUUUACCAAACAUGUCUUAUGUGGGAAGAUGUAUUUUUUGAUUUAAUUUAAAAAAAGAGAAAAAAGAAAACAUAAAUACUGGUUUGUGAUAUGUUGAUUAUCCUUGAUAUUCUUUGUUUUAUUAGGUAUACUGGGACAUGGUGCAAUGCUAUUUACCGAGAUUGAUUCAUACUGUAUUACUUAUGGAUUCUCCUUGACACUGUUCACUUUAAAGCCAAUCUUGUUUGAUACUUUAUGAAAAAACAAAUACCAAUAAAUUUAAAUUAUAUGAUUACA